ACUUACUUAAACCAUAAUCAUGUUAAAAGGAUUAUCCUCAAAACUAAAAAUCGAUGAUAACAUCCUCAGUACCAUUGGUAAUACACCAAUGGUGCGAUUAAAUAAGGUUCCAUCCAAACAUGGAGUAAAAUGUGAGAUACUUGGAAAAUGUGAAUACCAAAACCCCAGUGGGUCUUUAAAGGAUCGCAUAUCAUUACGUAUGAUUGAAAAUGCUGAAAAACGAGGUGAAUUAAAGCCUGGCUAUGUUUGUAUUGUGCCCACAUCCGGUAAUACUGGUAUAUCCAUGGCUUUAACUGCCUCCAUUAAAGGGUAUAAGUGUAUUAUAGUCAUGUCUGAGAAGAUGUCAAAAGAGAAAGAACGAGUCAUCAAAUCUCUUGGUUCUGAGAUUGUUAGGACGCCUGUCUCAGGUGGAUCGCAUGGUCUUAAUGGUAUAUUUCCCACCAUAGAACGCCUAAAAAAAAUACACCCCAACAAUGUUGUUAUUAAUCAAUACACGGAUUUGGGAAACCCUGAGGCUCACUACGAUGUAACAGCGGAGGAAAUUCUAGAGCAAUGUUCAGGGAAACUUGAUAUGCUUGUAAUUGGUGCAGGUACGGGAGGCGCUCUAACAGGUAUAGCCAAGAGACUUAAAGAAAGUCUGCCAAAUAUAAAAAUAGUAGGCGUAGACCCUGAAGGAUCCAUGCUGGCCCAGCCUGAAACCCUAAACAAGUCAGGCUUCUUUGAAGUCGAAGGUAUAGGGCAUGAUUUCAUCCCAAAGGUUUUAGAUAGAUCAUUGGUUGAUUUCUGGAUUAAAUCAGUCGACAAAGAUGCUCUAAAUAUGUGUAGAGAGUUGAUAAAAGAAGAAGGUUUACUUUGUGGUAUGUCAAGUGGAGCUGUAAUGUGCGCAGCUUUAAAAGCGGCUAAAAAUUUGAAUGAAAACCAACGCGUUGUAGCUUUUUUUGGUGACAGUAUAAGAAAUUAUAUGACGAAAUUUAUGGUUGAUAACUGGAUGAUUGCUAGAGACUAUAUACCAUGCCCUAACACUAAAAAUCUUUGGUGGUGGGAUAAGAAGAUAACAGAUAUUCCAAUACAUAAUGUCAAUAUUGUAUCGGAGAAGUCUACAAUACAAGAUGCGAUAAAUUGCUUUGACUUGAGCAAAGUUACUGAAAUACCCAUUCUAGGAGACAACCAAAAAGUUUUGGGCAUAGUGAAAAAGGAAAUUCUGUUGGGGAAACUUAUGCAAGAAGACACCCAUUUGGAUGAAAGCGUAAGCAAAAUCAUUAACUAUGAUUACGAAAAAGUUUCUGCUUGCAUGUCUCUUGGAGCAGCAGCUACGAUUCUGCAAUCAGAAAAAUUCUUAAUGGUUUUGGAUGAUAGAAAGUCCGAAAAACAUUACGGCAUUUUGACUCUGGAUGACAUAUUUACGUUUGUUAACAUUAAGCAAACUAAAAUGUAAUUUAGUUUUCUA
Brassicogethes aeneus is the source of this 1447-nucleotide messenger RNA. The record is from the annotation of a GenBank genome assembly. NCBI's taxonomy places the organism in Eukaryota, Metazoa, Arthropoda, Insecta, Coleoptera, Nitidulidae.